Molecule: messenger RNA, 1893 nt
Organism: Thunnus maccoyii (southern bluefin tuna)
Lineage: Eukaryota; Metazoa; Chordata; Actinopteri; Scombriformes; Scombridae
Product: probable global transcription activator SNF2L2
Exons: 7
Coding region: 216-1046 (276 amino acids)
Biological process (GO): chromatin remodeling
Cellular component (GO): RSC-type complex
Molecular function (GO): protein binding
Source: RefSeq, a predicted model, not a curated record
CCAUGAGUGUCCGUUUUACUGCUGCAGGCUGGACUCGUGUUUCGAAGAUCUCUGCAUUAACAUUGAAUGCCACGCUCCCUCUGAAACGCGAUGCAAAAUUAAAGGAGAAAAAAAAAAAUAAUAAAAAAAAUAAAAAAAUGGACCCGAUAACUUUAACAGCAGGGUAGGAAGGGAGGAAAAAAAAAAAACGUCUGGCAACACUCGAUAUUAAAAACAUGCAGAGGGAGACAAGCUCGGGGCCUUCCAGAGUCAGGAAAAAGACUUCGGAGAGCUGCAGACAGGAGAUGGCUGCAGUCGAUCCUGAUAGCCAGCCUGCAGAUUGCAGUCAGCCUGAAGCAGGAGAAAACGGUUCCCUGGAGGCGAUGGAAGAGGACAUCAGUCUGAAGAAGCGUAAAGGUGAUCGUCAUGGAGAGAAAGAGCUCCAGGCCGGGCAGGAAACUGGCGAAAAGGUCAAAAGGAAGCGAGGACGUCCACCGGCUGAGAAACUGCCUCCUAAUCCACCUGAGCUCACCAGACAACUGAACACACUGGUUGAUAUGGUUAUUAACUACAAGGAUGGGUUGGGUCGACAGAUAAGUAAAGGAUUUGUUCAGCUUCCCUCUAAGAAGGAGGUACCUGAGUACUACGAGCUGAUCCGAAAGCCUGUGGACUUCAGAAGGAUCAGGGAACGUGUUCGUAAUCACAAGUACAGAAGUGUGGGGGAUUUGGAAAAGGAUAUUUUCCUCCUGUGUCACAAUGCUCAGACUUAUAACUUGGAAGGAUCUCAGAUCUAUGAGGAUUCAAUUGUGAUUAAGUCUGUUUUCGAGAGUGCGAGACAGAGAAUUGUCACAGACGAGGAACAGAAAGAGACGGUUACCGCCAGUCACAGUGAUAAUGGCGGCAGAGCUGAAGACCAAUUUGUACAAUCAGCAGUGAAACCAUUACCAGUUCAGCUAAAGAAGGGGAACAAGGACGAGAGACGCAGAAAUACCAUGGCCAAAAGGCUCCACAGUGAUUUAGACAGUGAUGAGGAUCUAGAGGAAAACACUACAAAAGAUGAAGGUUGAACUGGAGGGUCCUUAUUUCUUUUUUUGUAUUCCUGUUCAUGUCUGUUCUCUGCCACAUCCCUUUUCAUUGGUUUUUUGAUUUUCUAAGCAAAAGAAAGGUCUUUGAAAAUAAAGUAGGAAGGACCACUUAAAGAAAGGCACUUAUGGAACAAUGCUUUCUUCUUUUAAACGACUCACACGUCUUGCUGCACAUAGUGCUGUUCUUUUAAUUUAGCUGGUCUUUUUACAAUAAUUAUAAUUUUCAAUUUAUCUGCCUUAGUCCCUGUGAUUGCUUCUGCAGAUAUUAUGUAAAAAACCAGUUUCACUGACUGUUUUUAAUCAAUAUAUUUGAUUGUAUGAAAUGCCUUCAUAUGUCUUGGAGCAUGAUAUGUACAGUAUAUCUCUCCUGAAGCUGGCUCCUCCAGAGCAGCGCCCGCUGAUGACAAUGUUGAUGUGUUCAGGGCUAAUGAGUCGAAGCACAUGGGACGGUCUUUUUAAAGAAAAAUGAGAAUUAAAGAACACUGUAAGUUUGUUUAAAAUCUCUGAAUCUGAUUUUAGAGAUGAUACAUCUUUGAUAAAAAAAAACCACAGUGGAAGUAUUAAGUCAAAGAGACUUGACAUAUACCAGUACCGACAGUAUACCUUUUGUCUGUUUCUGAUACUUGAUGGAACAUGUUUGGAUCUAAUCAAGGGUACUCAAGUUGAACAUUUGUGCCCCUUGUGCUACAGUAUAUUCUCAUAUUGUACAGUUUGUGUCAACAGUAAGUAAAAACUACAACUGGUUGUAGGGGAGAAAUGGAAGACAUCAUUGUUAAGACAAUCCCUGGAAACAUGUAUCAUUUAAACACUUGCAAAAUAAAUUUUACCA